UAGCCGCUCCCCAGCGCCUCGUCUUUUUCCUCCAGCUGAGAACGCCACUGCACUCUCGGCCCGCGAUGCGGGGCCCCGGCACUGCGGCGUCGCACUCGCUCCUGGGCCUGUGCGCCCUGGUGCUGGCGCUUCUGGGCGCACUGCCCACGGGCACCCGGGCUCAGCCCUACCACGGCGAGAAGGGCAUCUCUGUACCGGAUCAUGGCUUCUGCCAGCCCAUCUCCAUCCCGUUGUGCACGGAUAUCGCCUACAACCAGACCAUCCUGCCCAACCUGCUGGGCCACACAAACCAAGAGGACGCGGGCCUCGAGGUGCACCAGUUCUACCCGCUGGUGAAGGUGCAGUGUUCUCCCGAGCUGCGCUUCUUUCUGUGCUCUAUGUACGCUCCCGUGUGCACGGUACUCGACCAAGCCAUUCCUCCGUGCCGCUCCCUGUGCGAGCGCGCCCGCCAAGGCUGUGAGGCUCUCAUGAACAAGUUCGGCUUCCAGUGGCCUGAGAGGCUGCGCUGCGAGAACUUCCCGGUACACGGCGCCGGCGAGAUCUGCGUGGGCCAGAACACAUCCGACGGCUCCGGGGGCGCAGGCGGCAGUCCCACCGCCUACCCUACAGCUCCCUACCUGCCCGACCCGCCUUUCACUGCGAUAUCCCCCUCGGAUGGCAGAGGCCGGUGGUCUUUCCCCUUCUCCUGCCCGCGCCAGCUCAAAGUGCCCCCCUACCUGGGCUACCGUUUCCUAGGUGAGCGCGACUGCGGUGCCCCGUGUGAGCCGGGUCGUGCUAACGGCCUCAUGUACUUUAAAGAGGAGGAGAGGCGUUUCGCCCGCCUCUGGGUGGGUGUGUGGUCAGUGCUGUGCUGCGCCUCGACGCUCUUUACGGUGCUCACCUACCUAGUGGACAUGCGGCGCUUCAGCUACCCAGAGCGACCCAUCAUCUUCUUGUCUGGCUGCUACUUCAUGGUGGCUGUGGCGCACGUGGCGGGCUUCCUGCUAGAAGACCGCGCCGUGUGCGUGGAGCGCUUUUCGGACGAUGGCUACCGCACGGUGGCGCAGGGCACCAAGAAGGAGGGCUGCACCAUCCUCUUCAUGGUGCUUUACUUCUUCGGCAUGGCCAGCUCCAUCUGGUGGGUCAUUCUGUCCCUCACUUGGUUCCUGGCAGCUGGCAUGAAGUGGGGCCACGAGGCCAUCGAGGCCAACUCGCAGUACUUUCAUCUGGCCGCGUGGGCUGUGCCGGCGGUCAAGACCAUCACCAUCUUGGCCAUGGGCCAGGUAGACGGGGACCUACUCAGUGGAGUGUGCUACGUGGGCCUGUCUAGUGUGGAUGCGCUGCGGGGCUUCGUGCUGGCGCCCCUCUUCGUCUACCUCUUCAUCGGGACGUCCUUCCUGCUGGCCGGCUUUGUGUCUCUCUUCCGCAUCCGCACCAUCAUGAAGCACGACGGCACCAAGACGGAGAAGCUGGAGAAGCUGAUGGUGCGCAUCGGCGUCUUCAGCGUGCUCUACACGGUGCCUGCCACCAUCGUGUUGGCCUGCUACUUUUACGAGCAGGCCUUCCGUGAGCACUGGGAGCGCACCUGGCUCCUGCAGACCUGCAAGAGCUAUGCCGUGCCCUGCCCCCCAGGCCACUUCCCACCCAUGAGCCCCGACUUCACAGUCUUCAUGAUCAAGUAUCUGAUGACCAUGAUCGUGGGCAUCACUACCGGCUUCUGGAUCUGGUCGGGCAAGACCCUGCAGUCAUGGCGUCGCUUCUACCACAGACUCAGCCACAGCAGCAAGGGGGAGACUGCGGUAUGAGACCCGGUCUUUCCCCUACCCUUGCCACUUCUACCUCCCCGUAGGAGAGGAGGCUUGGUAGGGAAAGAACUGCUGGGUGGGGACUUGUUUCUGUAGGCUACCCCCUCCUCCACUUAGCUUUAACGUGGAAGUGAGAAGUUAUUUGGAGGUGAGAGGUGAUUUCGAGUGGAGGCCUGAGUGAAAAGUCAAAAGGCGGCGUGGAUAGGAAAACUGCUGCUGGCUAAGACUCGCAGGAUGCUAACUGUGAAAGAUAUGGGCCGGGAGGGCCGUUAGGAAAAGGUUGAAAUCAGCAGAAACUGGUGAGUUCCUCCGGGCGCCAGAGCUGAGCCAGGGCUGAGUCCAAUCCCUGCUGCAAGGCAAGCGGCUGUCCUCACUCCAGUGAGGCCGGGGGAGGGGGGAAGAUAGCGCUGUCUGCAGCCUGGCUUUGUUGGGAAAAUGGGGGGGCCCCCUGUGGUGCCCUUGUCAAGCGGUGGUCAAACCAUAAUCUCUUUUCACUGGGGCCAAACUGGAGCCCAGAUGGGUUAAUUUCCAGGGUCAGACAUUACAAUCCUCUUCCCCGACCCCCUCCCGCCUGUUUUCCUCCCCUUCUCCUUUCAAGUCUAGUAAAAUGAGCAUUUGGAAGGCCGGGGAAGGCUGCCUGCUAGAAUCCUAACGUGAAGAUGCAAAAGAAGACGGGAAAAUUUCCAAGUGGAGACCGAGUGGUAGCCUGGUUCUGCUACUUUCUUCAUUUUCUUGGGAAGGCGGGAGGCAGACAGAAAAAGAAUGUUUUAUUUGGUUUCAUACCCUGAAAAAGAAGUGAUGACUUGUUGCUUUUCAAAAUAGGAA
Myodes glareolus (Bank vole) is the source of this 2609-nucleotide messenger RNA. It is a transcript of the gene Fzd7, whose product is annotated as frizzled class receptor 7. Gene Ontology annotation, biological process: non-canonical Wnt signaling pathway; canonical Wnt signaling pathway. Gene Ontology annotation, molecular function: Wnt receptor activity; Wnt-protein binding. Gene Ontology annotation, cellular component: plasma membrane. The record is from RefSeq and is a predicted model, not a curated record. Lineage: Eukaryota; Metazoa; Chordata; Mammalia; Rodentia; Cricetidae.